AAUUUGUAUCGCGUCACUUUCUUUGAAAGCAGCGAUGGGUGGUGAAAGGAAUAAUGCAAUACUCUGUUGGCUGAUCGUCCUGUUUUUAUCUGACUGGUCUGCGGCUCAGAUUUCCUACUCUGUUUCCGAGGAGGUGGACAAAGGGACUGUGGUAGGAAAUCUCGCAAAGGAUUUAAACGUCAAUGUUCGAGACCUACAAACGAGGAAUCUUAACAUCGUGUCUGGGCACAGUAAGAAAUAUUUCGAGGCGAAUUUUAAAACGGGGGAUCUUUAUGUUAAUGAGCGAAUAGACCGCGAGGAGCUUUGUCCAAACACGAUAAAAUGCACGCUAAACUUAGAGGCUAUACUGAGUAAUCCUAUGGUACUCCAUCGCAUUGAGGUGGUGAUUGUUGAUUUAAAUGACAACGCACCUGCAUUUGUGGAGAAGUCAUAUUCACUCAACAUAUCUGAAUUAUCACCUACGGGUGAACACUUCUUGCUACCACUAGCUCUUGAUGCAGAUACAGGAAGCAAUUCAGUAAAGACUUACAGGCUGAGUCAAAAUGAGUAUUUUUCCCUAGAUGUGCAAAGCGGUGGAGAACACAGUGUUUAUGCUGAAUUAGUACUGCAGAAAGCUUUAGAUCGUGAAAAACAAGCUAUAAUUAAACUAUCGCUGACCGCUGUAGAUGGAGGAAAGCCUCCUAAAACCGGAACCUUACACAUACAAGUAAAUGUUCUUGAUGCCAAUGAUAACACACCGUCAUUUAGUAAAACACUUUACAAAGCACGGGUAAAUGAAAAUGCGCCAGCUGGAUCGUUAGUGAUUCAACUGAAUGCCACAGAUUUAGACGAAGGGGACAAUGGGAGGCUCACUUAUUCUUUUGUCAAGCGGGGAAACUUCGAUCCUGCCGAUGUGUUUUCCAUUAAUGCAGAAACUGGGGAGAUCACGGUGAAAGGUAACUUAGAUUACGAAGCACAGGCAGUAUAUGAGAUUCAUGUUCAGGCAACAGAUCACGGCGGUUCGCCUCGGAGAGCAAACGGAAAGCUGCUGGUUGAGGUAGUUGAUGUGAACGACAAUGCUCCAGAAAUUGUGGUGACGUCACUUAUGAACCCGGUAAAAGAAGAUGCUGAAAUUGGAAGUGUUGUGGCUUUAGUGACGGUGACUGAUAAAGACGGAGGAAAAAACGGUCAGACUAACUGUAAACUCAUUGGUUCUGCACCUUUUAAGCUAACUUCCAAUUACAAAAAUUAUUACUCUUUAGUUGUAGAUGGACCUCUUGAUAGAGAAGGAUGCUCCUCUUACAGUGUUACGGUUACGGCUGCUGAUGAAGGGACCCCGCCUCUCUCCAGCACCAGCGUUAUUACGGUUCAUGUGUCUGAUGUUAAUGAUAACGCGCCUCAUUUCCUUGAACCCGUGAUUAAUAUUUAUGUGAAAGAAAACAGUCCUGUUGGAGCUCGCAUAUAUACGAUAACUGCAGUCGACCCUGACAUAAAUGAAAACGCGAGAAUUACAUACUCAUUAGAUGGCGACUCAAAAAGUAUUCCUAUAACUUCAGUUGUGAACAUAAAUUCAGAGACUGGAGAUAUAGUCAGCCUGCAGUCA
Molecule: messenger RNA, 1582 nt
Organism: Plectropomus leopardus (leopard coralgrouper)
Lineage: Eukaryota; Metazoa; Chordata; Actinopteri; Perciformes; Serranidae
Source: RefSeq, a predicted model, not a curated record